Acanthosepion pharaonis is the source of this 1212-nucleotide messenger RNA. Lineage: Eukaryota; Metazoa; Mollusca; Cephalopoda; Sepiida; Sepiidae. The record is from the annotation of a GenBank genome assembly.
AUGUCUGAUUUCUUCAGUAACCUACUGUAUAAAAAAACAUCACUCUUUUUCACUCUGACUGAUCCUCUUUCUGUCUCGGCCACCUCUCUAUCUCACUCUUACCGCCACCUCUCUCUUUUCACUCUUUCUCUGUCUCUGCUACCUUUCCCUUUUCACUCUUUCUCUGUCUCUGCUGCCUCUCUCUUUUCACUCUUUCUCUGUCUCUGCUACCUCUCUCUUUUCACUCUUUCUCUCUCUCUGCUACCUCUCUCUUUCCACUCUUUCUCUGUCUCUGCCGCCUCUCUCUUUUCACUCUUUCUCUGUCUCUCCUCCCUUUCAUCUCUCUCUAUCUCUGCCGCCUCCCGCUUUCCGCUCUCUCUAUCUCUACCCGCCUCCCUUUCCUCUCUCUCCCUACCGCCUCCCUUUCCGCUCUCUCUGUCCCUGCCCUCCCUUUCCGCUCUCUCUGUCCCUGCCGCCUCCCUUUCCGCUCUCUCUGUCCCUAUCCCCUUUCCGCCUCUCUGUCCCUACCGCCUCCCGCUUUUUCUCUCUGUCCCUACGCCUCCCUUUUUUCUCUCUGUCCCUGUCCCUUUUCUCUCUAUCCCUACCUCCCCGCUUUUUCUCUCUAUCCCUACCGCCUCCCUUUUUUCUCUCUAUCCCUGCUCCCUUUUCUCUCCAUCCCUACCGCCUCCCUUUUUUCUUUCCCUGCCGCCUCCCUUUUUCUCUCUAUCCCUUUUUUCCCUUUUAUCUCUCUAUCCUGCCGCCUCCUUUUUUUCUCCUAUCCAUCCCCCCUUUUUUUUUUUUUUCUAUCCCUGCCGCCUCCCUUUUUUCUCUCUCCCUACCACCUCCCGCUUUUUCUCUCUCUAUAUCCUGCCUCCCUUUUUUUUCUCUAUCCCUCCUAUCCCUGCCUCCCUUUUUCUCUCUAUCCUGCCGCCUCCCUUUUUUUCUCUAUCCCUUUCCUCCGCUUUUUUUUCUCUCUAUCCCUGCCGCCUCCCGCUUUUUUUCUCUCUAUCCCUGCCGCCUCCCGCUUUUUUUCUCUAUCCCUAUCCCCUCCCGCUUUUUUUCUCUCUAUCCCUGCCGCCUCCCGCUUUUUUUCUCUCUAUCCCUGCCGCCUCCCGCUUUUUUUCUCUCUAUCCCUGCCGCCUCCCGCUUUUUUUCUCUCUCUUUCUCCCUCUGCCACUUCUCUCUUUUCACUUUGCAUCUGACACCUCUCUCUUCCACCUCUCUCACUUCUGA